This is a messenger RNA of Capsicum annuum, 435 nucleotides long. RefSeq lists its product as uncharacterized. Lineage: Eukaryota; Viridiplantae; Streptophyta; Magnoliopsida; Solanales; Solanaceae. Gene Ontology annotation, molecular function: nucleic acid binding; zinc ion binding. The record is from RefSeq and is a predicted model, not a curated record. The coding region runs from base 1 to 435 and encodes 144 amino acids. The transcript has a single exon.
AUGUUAAAGAAAUGCGUGGGUGAUCCUUUCUUGGUGGUGCCUAUUAAAAAUAUCACUAUCUCGAGUUCCUUGUCAUUUGAGCUGAUUGGAAAUCUAAAAACGCAUGAGCUCAAGACGCAACAAGAGCUAGAGAAGAAAGAUUUCAAAAGGGAAAAAUAUCUGGCAUUAAAGGCUUCAAAGCAUGACUCAAGUGAAGAAGAGAGUGAUAUUGCCUAUUUGGCAAGCAGAAUUGUUAAAUCAAUGAAAAAGAGUGGCCAUGUCCAAAGAAGAAGAAGCAACAAUAAUAAGGGAAGCAAUGUCGAUGUGUGUCACAAGUGUGAAAGUCCUGAACAUUUUAUAAAUGACUGUCCAAUUCACAAGAUGGUUCAUCAGGAUUACCUUAAGGCUGAGAGUGACAAAGGAAAUAUCAGGGACCAGAUUCCUGAUAAUUCAUAA